Messenger RNA from Gaeumannomyces tritici R3-111a-1, 1019 nucleotides. RefSeq lists its product as hypothetical. The record is from RefSeq and is a predicted model, not a curated record. Bases 1 to 930 code for a protein of 309 amino acids. The transcript is spliced from 3 exons. NCBI's taxonomy places the organism in Eukaryota, Fungi, Ascomycota, Sordariomycetes, Magnaporthales, Magnaporthaceae.
AUGUCCAAAACACCUGGCUGGAAGAUCCGCGCCAUUACAAGAGACCCAGACGGCGGGAAGGGCAAGGUGCUGGCUGCGCAAGGCUUCGAGGUUGUUCGGGCCGACUUUGACGACGAGGAGUCGCUGGUCAAGGCUUUCGAGGGCGCUCAUGCCGUCUUCGCUGUGAGCAACUGGUGGGAGCACCUGUUCCGGGGCAAAAGCGCCGACGAGUGCGGACCCCUGGAGGAGGAGCAGGGAAUAAACCUGGCCCGCGCCGCUGCGCGCACGUCUUCGCUGGAGCACUGCAUUUGGUCCAGCGAGCCGAGCGCGGCCCGAGUCUACCCCGCCGGCGUCGGAGUGGUGAAAGCUCCGCACAUGGACUUCAAGAACAAGGUCAACGAACGGAUCAAGUCCGAGCUGCCGCUCCUGGCUGCACGUACCACAUUCUUGUGGCUAGGGUACUACCCACAGAACAUGGCCUUCUUCCCUUGUCUCAUCCUCACCUUCCAUCCUGCACUUGGCAAGUAUGUCCAAACGGUAGCCAGCGCACCCGACGCCAAAGUGCUGCUCGCCAGCGACGUGACUGUAAACACGGGCAUUUGGGUACGGCAGGUCCUCGCAGCUGGACAUCGCGCCCAACGUAGCCGCAUCGCGAACGUCGUUCUCGAGCGCUGGACCUUCCAGCAAAUGAUGGACGAAUGGAGCCUCAUUACUGGCAAGCCUGGUGUGUAUGUGCAGUGCACGGCUGAGGCGUAUGAGCGGCUGUGGGGACCCGUGGGCGCGGAGCUGGCACUUCAGUUUAAGCUGGGGGAGCUGUGCGACCCCUGGGCCGAAACCACGGGCGAGUUCCUAACAGCGGAAGAGCUCAGGAUUAACGACAAGGAAGUUGUUGGCUUUGCAGGCACGAUUAAAAAGUUCCAUGCUAUGGGAAUUUGGAAUAAAGCGAAGUAAAAGUUGGUAUUUUAUUUAAAGCUGUAGCGUUUGCACAUUGUAUUAUUACAUAAAUACAAAAUCGUUGUUCAUCCCUUUUAAAGCUCUCC